This is a messenger RNA of Branchiostoma floridae (Florida lancelet), 2557 nucleotides long. RefSeq lists its product as uncharacterized. The transcript is spliced from 18 exons. The coding region runs from base 26 to 2557 and encodes 843 amino acids. Lineage: Eukaryota; Metazoa; Chordata; Leptocardii; Amphioxiformes; Branchiostomatidae. The record is from RefSeq and is a predicted model, not a curated record.
GUCUAUAGACAUGUGAUACUGGGGCAUGUGUGCACACCACCUAAUGACCUAUGCUCAAAACGCUUCCUGUGCAAGCAGCUUGAUUCAGGAGAUCAAGACAGACAUAAUCCGGGAGAGAAUUGUGAGGAACAGCGGAAUCAUGGGGAGGUUGUUGUUCUUCUUCCUCGGUGCGAUGCUUGUGUUGCUGCCAGCACCAACAGACAGCCACUGCACCAAGGAAAGAUGCUCCGUGGAGAGUAAGCUCCAGACGUGUCUGUGCUCAGAGACUCACUAUGACGUCAGGCACUUGCAGAAGUCUGUCUGGGUCUCCACCACAGUCUGGGACCUGUCUCUGGUGAGCGGCAAGGUGCGGGCCAAGAGGAGGUUAGCCAAGUACCUGAAAGGACACAACAGUAAAGGAUUGAAGAUAUCCCAGCAGCUCCCGCAGGUGACGCAGAGUUACGUGCCUGCUGACCUGAGGGAAGUUACCGUCUCGUACCCCCUUCCCGAGGAGCUGUGGAACAAUCCGCCCAUGCCGAAGGACCCCCAGGUGGUGCUUGACGUGAUACCGGAGACUAUCCUGUACGUGCGCCCUUUCCCGGACCGCUUCCAGGGCUUCGUGGCUGACCGGGAAGCGAAAAGUUUCUUCAAGACACUGACCGAUCAUGGAGAACCAAUCAUCUCAGAGGAUGACUACUACUUCAUAUUCCAGUAUGGCAGUGACAGCUCUGGGACGGUGAAGAACGAAAUCGCCAUCUUUGCCACCAACACCAUCCUGGAGGAGUACUACCGGGGCAUGGAUGACUACAAGCUUCACCUGCCGAGGUACCUGAGGGACCAGAAGAUGAAGUGGUCACCAGGGGGCGCCUCUAUCAACGUGGAUCUCGUGAGGCAGGAAUGCGGAACAACGUUUUGCACUGAUCCCGAAUGUCCAAAGUACACGGUGGAGAAGACUUCAGAUGGAGCCGAGACUCGCAGAUACUGGAUCGGUGGGACUGUACUGUUCCAGAGAGCGCCGACAUGCCAUGUGGAACGCACUCAUCAGCUGACACAACCCGCUAUCUACCAAGUCUUGAAAGAGAAUGGUCUGACUGAGGGUAGAAACUUUUCCCGCCUCGGCAAAAUGGCCACGCAGGUUGCCCAGAGGGAACCUUGGCGGAACGGGUGCAGUCGUUUCUACUACUCUGUGUAUGUACUGCGGGAGGCUGAAGCUGCACAGAUAAACACAGGAACGUUCAACAUACAAACGGGCGGACGUACGAAGGGAGAGAUUACGAAAAUUAGUGGUCCUUUUAGCAAUUACACCGUAGACGUCAUGUGCUUUGGAGGGCACGGAGAAGCAGACCACGCCUUCGCUGCGGGCCGUCGUCUGAGUGAACUUGUGGCGGGAAAACCAACCUGCAGAGACGCCAUCUUGCUUCCCGAGUACAACGUGCAGUCCAGGCUGUUCGACAGACACAACGAGGUUUGGAUAACGCCGCCGCGUUUUUAUACUGGUGUGAAUCAGUGCUACAACACAUCAAACUAUGACGAAGAAUAUACGCUCAACUUUGACCUUCCAGAAGACUGGUUCAACAUGCCACGGAUGGACCCAACUCAAUUCCGCUGUUUUGGCACAACCAACUCCAAGUGUCCUCAGUACGAGCUGGUCAAGAAAUAUGAUCAUUUCUGGGAAUUCAAGCUUCUUAACAGCAGGUGGGUGUGUACCGAAGUCCGGUCCUGUGGACUCCGUGAGGCACAGAAGAAGGCCCUGAGCAGGCUGCUGUCUUACAUCAACGGGAAGAACGACGCCACUGUUACCAUGGAGACCACCCUCCCUAUCCUGACCAUUCAAAGGAUGCGGGACUUCACAACAGCGUCCUGUGAGAAACUGGUGAAGCAGUGCUUCUAUCUACCUGCUGAGCACCACGAAAACCCGCCUAAACCACUGGAUUCUAAGGUGUACAUAUCAGCCGCUGUGGAUCAGCUGGAGUACUACUCCACACGGUAUGACGUGCCCCGGGGAGAGUCCUACCAGCGGGCUGUAGGCGACCUUCUGCAGAACCUGUUCACUGAGAUGGGAGAUCUUACUGAUGGGUUCCCGAUAACUUAUCAUCAGGAUGUGGUGCUUGAAAGCUACUUCCACGACGAAGGAAAAUACAUCGAAAUCUUGAAGAAGGUGUCUCCAGAGCUGACAACAUUCCAGACUGAAGAGGAGACGGAUUUAGUUGACAGCGACAGUCAUCCUAACUGCCUGACUGACUCGUGUCUCCAUCAUAAGAUUGUUAUAGACCACAACGGCUUUUUCCAAGUCAAGUUUCCUCCUGCAAAAUGGGCGUGCAUCAAAGCCCCCGACUGCAAUCGUAGAGAAGGACGCAUUGCUCUCCACAAAUUGGUUCGCUACUUCGAUGGCUACAACGCUGAGGAAGUGAAGAUUGCAGAGCCUCCAGAACCAUUAGUCCUUCAGUGUCUUAAGAAGAGAGAGUACUGUAGUGAUCCGUCUUGUGAGGAAAAGGGAUUGAUGUGUCAUCCACUUCCACCUGACUACACGGACAAGGAUGCCCCUGUGCCAAUCAGUGAACAGGUGAGCUUACAUUGA